Molecule: messenger RNA, 1366 nt
Organism: Sphaeroforma arctica JP610
Lineage: Eukaryota; Ichthyosporea; Ichthyophonida
Exons: 8
Coding region: 35-937 (300 amino acids)
Cellular component (GO): intracellular anatomical structure
Molecular function (GO): pyridoxal phosphate binding
Source: RefSeq, a predicted model, not a curated record
GGCAAUACAUACGUUUAGGGCAUACUUACUUCUGAUGCUGAUCUCGAAAGUUAAUGUUAGACCAGCCUCGGGAUCUAGCACAAUAGUCGUCACCGCGUUGAGAAGCUUUAAGCAUCUACCAACCUUGAAGAAAUAUAAUCUAAUCAAGCCUGAGCAUAUUCACGCACACUCAUUCCACUGCAACCACCGAUUGUUGAGAGGUGUAGGUACCAUGUCCAUAGCCGAAAAUCUUCAGGGCAUAUCUGAUCGAGUAAAGACCGCUCAUGUCAACUCUAAAUUUGCUGACAACGCCGAGCCAACACUGGUAGCUGUGUCGAAGACUAAACCCGUCAGUGACCUGCAGGAGGUGUAUGAUGCCGGGCAUAGGCACUUCGGCGAGAAUUACAUGGAUGAAUUGGUAAUCAAAUCAGCUGAGCUGCCAUCUGAUAUCAAAUGGCAUUUCAUCGGCCACCUACAAAGCAACAAAUGCAAAGAUUUGGCAGAGAUUCCAAACUUAUAUUUGUGGGAAACAUGCGGGAAAGAGAAGACGGCCAGAAAAAUGAAUAGGGCGCUGGAGUCGAGGGAUAACAAAGACCCGCUGUUAACUCUCCUGCAAAUCAACACGAGCGAAGAAGAUAAUAAGAAUGGGUGUGCUGUAGAGGAUGCGGUACAACUUGCACGCGUUGUGAUUGAAGAGUGCGACCAGUUGAAGUUGGCGGGAGUAAUGACGAUCGGCAAAUUUGGAAGGGACGAGUCAGAAAGACCGAAUCCCGAUUUUGUGGCACUGUUGGAGGUGCGCGCUCGGAUCUGUGACGAGUUUGGUUUUGAUCCCGUGAGUUUCCAAGUGAGUAUGGGCAUGUCCGGCGACUUUGAACAUGCGAUUGAACUUGGAAGCACAAACGUCCGCGUGGGAUCGUCUAUAUUCGGAGCACGGGGGAAAAAGCCAUCAGCAACUUGAAAGCAAAGUAUUACUCUAGACUAUCUUGCGACGCAAGCGCUUUCUUGUGCAGACUUAAGCUCGAGUAUAAGUGUGAGGGGACUGAGUUUGCAACCCAUUUGAGGUAUACAACUGGUCGCCUGAUGCGCUGUGAUAAAAUUCGUCUGCAUUUUGGCGCUGCAAUUCGCAAGUUUGCCAGCUAUUCAGCUAUUCUUGUAAAAGCAACAUGAAGCGGAUCAGCCCUUGUAUUGCAUAGAGGCUGGCUGCAAUCGGUAUACACGGCAUAUUUUUAGUGACAACAACCCAAUCCGAUCCUGGUGUAAUUAAUACUGGGUGGUUCGUCGUCGACUCGGAUCUUGAAACGCAGCGAGAUUCUGAGUGGUGCACAUUGGGAACUAUCGCUGUACUUGCUCACACGAGGCACUAAUAAAACUGAUGUCAUAAACUGCA